AGCCAACCCAAACGUGGUGCUGGCGGUGUCUCACCACGGGGGACAUCUGCCAUACCUGCAGGGCCACACUGCCAGCAGCAUAUGGUGGGUGCAGGUAUCAAUAGAAUUCCUACAGGCAGUGGUGGAUGCACGCAAGGCAGGGGAGACAGUGGGGCAU
Closterium sp. Naga37s-1 is the source of this 157-nucleotide messenger RNA. NCBI's taxonomy places the organism in Eukaryota, Viridiplantae, Streptophyta, Zygnematophyceae, Desmidiales, Closteriaceae. The record is from the annotation of a GenBank genome assembly.